AUGGCUCUAACUCCCUAUUUUGAGCCGGUACGUGCAUCUCUCCUUCAUUGCACUCCCUUACCCACUCUUGAGCAGGUUAUUUCCGAACUUCUAUUAGAGGAAACUAGACUUGGUACUCUCCAUCCGCACCCUGUGGACUCUGUUCUUGCUACUCCCCAGACUCAGAGUUCUCCUUCACCACAGCAGUCUACUGCCUACAUCUACUGUCAAAAUUGCGGUCUUCCGUCCACUCAUCUUCUGGUUCAUUGUCCAGUUCGUCUUUGUCGAUUUUGCAACAAGACUGGCCCUGGUCAUCUCCAGCAAGAUUGUUUCCACAUUCCAGAUCGCACCUCUCCCGGCUCCUCGUACCCCUCAUUAUGCUGCUUUAGUUCGUAUCCUUCGCUAUCUCAAAGCAAGAAACAAACUCUUACAGUUCAUUCCAGUAAAGAGGCUGAAUAUCGUGCUCUUACUGAUACUACUCAGGAGCUUGUCUGGCUUCGUUGGCUUCUUGCUGACAUAGAUGUUACCCCCUCUGGUGCUACUGCCUUCUUUUGUGACAAUUAG
Molecule: messenger RNA, 543 nt
Organism: Camellia sinensis
Lineage: Eukaryota; Viridiplantae; Streptophyta; Magnoliopsida; Ericales; Theaceae
Source: RefSeq, a predicted model, not a curated record